GUAGCCAAUCAAUGCGGACGCACGGGGUAAACACCGCGUCCUCUGGCUGGCGAGCGGGGGCGGGACUACGCCGCCUUGUCAGGGAGGGAGAGAGAGAGAGAGAGAGAAGGAGAGAGAUAUAGAGAGAGAGGUGGGGAGAGAGAACAAGCGAAUGAGAGGAGAGGCUCGCGAGCAGCGCCGUACACUGUUAAACUGGAUUGUACUUCAACGGGAGUUUGCGGUUUGGCAGGUUUAUAUACAUCAAAACAGAACAAAGAGACAGGCUCUACAGUGCUAUAAAAGAAGAGAGAGAAAAGAAUAAAGCGAGGGAGAAAUCUCGGCGACUGAAUUACAAAAGAACUGAGGACACUCCGCUAAUGUUUUUCACACCCAAAGAGGACAUAAACCGGGACUUUGUACGUUGUGGAGAAUUUGCGAGGCUUUUUUUUUUUGUUUUCCGCGGCCACCAAAAGUUUGUUUGGGACGACGCUUUUUCUCCCCCUCCCUCCCCACCCACCCACCAGCACCGCCGCCGCCGCCGCUGUAUAUUUGAAUUUUAAUGUUCACAAUCUCAUCGCAGUGCGAAACUUUUAAAACGGACUGCACAUGGUUUCAAAGGGCUUUUGAAAACCUGGAAUUUUAUUCUUCGACGUCCACGCAGACGCGCCUGAGCUAGAAUGUUGUAAAUACAUGCGGAUUUUAUCCAGUUUUCUGACUCCGUUUUUGAAGCUUUUUUUUUUUUGUGCGUUUUUACGCACAUCAUCGAUGGUGUUCGCCAAAAAGCCUACCCGUACUUUUAAAGUUUGAAUAAUUCAUGAGAUACAAUUUGCCUGCACGAAAGAAGUGACUGUAAAAAAAAAAGGGAGGGGGGUUAUCACAAACAUAUUCAUAAGGGUUGACGGAAUGGCCACCGCGGCUUCCAAUCCUUAUCUACCCAGCAAUAGCAUCUUAUCGUCCGGCUCCAUCGUGCACUCUGACUCCGGCGGCGGUGGCAUGCAGCCGGGCAGUGCUGCGGUUACCUCGGGUUCUGGGGGCUACAGAGGAGACCCCUCGGUCAAGAUGGUGCAGAGUGACUUUAUGCAAGGCGCGAUGGCAGCGAGCAACGGGGGGCACAUGCUGAGCCAUGCCCACCAGUGGGUGACAUCCCUCCCUCACGCCGCGGCGGCGGCGGCGGCAGCCGCUGUCGCCGCGGCCGAAGCCGGAUCGCCUUGGUCGUCGAGUCCCGUCGGGAUGGCCGGCAGCCCGCAGCAGCAGGACGUGAAAAACUCCGGCAGAGACGACCUGCACACGGGCACCGCGCUGCACCACAGGCCCCCUCACUUAGCCCCCCAUCAGACUCACGCCGGGGCUUGGGGGAGCACGACCGCGGCUCACAUCAACUCCAUAUCCGGGGGGCAGCAGCAGCAGCAGUCGCUCAUCUACUCGCAGCCGGGAGGGUUCACUGUGAACGGGAUGCUGAGUCCCGGGAGCCAGAGCCUGGUGCACCCGGGGCUGGUGAGAGGAGACACCCCCGACCUGGACCACGGCAGCCACCACCACCACCACCACCACCAGCAUCCGCACCACCAGCACCACGGCGGCGUCAACAGCCACGACGCGCACUCGGACGACGACACGCCGACCUCGGACGACCUGGAGCAGUUCGCCAAGCAGUUCAAGCAGCGGAGGAUCAAGCUGGGCUUCACGCAGGCGGACGUCGGCCUGGCUCUGGGCACCCUGUACGGGAACGUUUUCUCUCAGACGACCAUCUGCAGGUUCGAGGCGCUGCAGCUCAGCUUCAAAAACAUGUGCAAGCUCAAGCCUUUGUUAAACAAGUGGCUCGAGGAGGCCGACUCGUCCACCGGCAGCCCCACCAGCAUCGACAAGAUCGCGGCGCAGGGGAGGAAGCGAAAGAAGCGCACGUCCAUCGAAGUGAGCGUCAAGGGGGCUCUGGAGAGCCACUUCCUAAAAUGCCCCAAACCCUCGGCCCAGGAGAUCAGCUCCCUGGCGGACAACUUGCAGCUGGAGAAAGAGGUGGUUAGAGUGUGGUUUUGCAAUAGGAGACAGAAGGAAAAACGGAUGACGCCCCCAGGAGUGGCACAGACGCCGGAGGAUGUGUACUCUCAGGGGCAUUUUUUAGUAGAUUACUUAAAAGAUGCAAGUGAAGCGAGCGACCAGAGGGUGACAACUACAAGUUCAUUCCACCAGGUAAUUUUGGCGCAUUGAGACACACCAGGAGGAAAACCAAGUAUUGUUUUUAUUCUUUUUUUUCCCCUUCUUCUUCUUCCCCCCCUUCUCCAACAAAAAAUAAUUCCCCCUCCUCAUUUUACCCCGUGUUUGAUUGAAGAAACAAAGGAGCAGGCAUUUUGUAUAUUUAGAAAUGAGCCGCCUCCCUCCCUGUCUCCAACAAAAAGAGAAAGAGAAAAAAAACGAAAUAAAGAGGGGAAAACUGCAACAAUGCGAAGAAGAGUGACAUCCACGAAGCUUCCAUCACGAUUUUUCCUUUUCUGAGAUGGACUGCAUGGUUUCAUUAACACACACACACACAUACGGAGGAUUAGGGGUUCUUUUCUUUUUUUUUUUUCUCCACGCUGAGGCCCUCAUGAGCCCAGAAAGAAAGCAGGACCAGGACUGCCUGAUCUCAAAGAUCACCCUCGUGUCUGUUUCUUCUUCUUCUCCUUUUUUUUUUUUUUAAUUAUUAUUAUUUAAUGGACACCGUGAGUGGAUUUCUUCUUACCCUUUUCCCCCCCCCAACGAGUAGAGCAUAAGACAUUUGAAAAAGACUUGAGCUGCACUUAUUUGAAGAAAAAAAAAAUCUGUUGCCAAGUGUGACUGAGUGGGUGCUGUGGAUAUAUUAAUGCUGCCCUUUGUAAGCAGUAUUCUUUGGUAGGUUUUAAUAAACAAAAACUCUGUAAAGCCGGCAAUAUAGAUCACUAGAUCAGAUACUGAUCUGAGUUAUUUACUUUAUAUUUUUCAUCAAAAUGACUUGUUUUAAUAUUUUAUUCGGAAUACGUAUGAAUUAUUCCAAACGGUAAUUUAUUUUUUCCCCCCUUCAACUUGUGUAAGAUGAUUUCCCUUCUCUUGUUUAAUUUUUUUUUCUUAUAUAUAUAUUUUUUUUGCCCUUAUUUGUUUAAUUUUGUAUUUCUAAAGGAGCACAAAUCACCGUGAGCUGACCGUUGUUAGGUAAUAAGGGUAUAUUUUGAUGUGAUCAUUUGAUUGUAAUUUAAUUUCAGUAGUGGUUCCGUGCGAGCUGAUUGAGACACAAUAAAUUUGUUAGAAUGAAA
Messenger RNA from Mugil cephalus (flathead mullet), 3242 nucleotides. Its product is annotated as POU domain, class 3, transcription factor 3-B. NCBI's taxonomy places the organism in Eukaryota, Metazoa, Chordata, Actinopteri, Mugiliformes, Mugilidae. Gene Ontology annotation, molecular function: DNA-binding transcription factor activity, RNA polymerase II-specific; RNA polymerase II cis-regulatory region sequence-specific DNA binding. The transcript has 2 exons. The coding region runs from base 883 to 2184 and encodes 433 amino acids. The record is from RefSeq and is a predicted model, not a curated record. Gene Ontology annotation, biological process: brain development; regulation of transcription by RNA polymerase II. Gene Ontology annotation, cellular component: nucleus.